Exophiala viscosa is the source of this 1149-nucleotide messenger RNA. Its product is annotated as actin cortical patch SUR7/pH-response regulator pali. Gene Ontology annotation, cellular component: plasma membrane; cell cortex of cell tip. The record is from RefSeq and is a predicted model, not a curated record. The transcript has 3 exons. The coding region runs from base 110 to 970 and encodes 286 amino acids. Lineage: Eukaryota; Fungi; Ascomycota; Eurotiomycetes; Chaetothyriales; Herpotrichiellaceae. Gene Ontology annotation, biological process: fungal-type cell wall organization.
UCACAGGGCAGUCCUAUAUUCCCUAAAAGCCGAAGCAGUCUCGCCAUUCCCCGUCUCGACAACGACCAAUCUUUCUAUCAUAUCCCUAAUUCGAGCGACGCCAAUUACGAUGCGAUUCUCGUCACUAUUGACUCUGGCGUGUGCCAUCGCCGCACUUGUCCUCUCUCUGCUGUGUCUCUUUGCGGGUUCCAGCAAGUCAUUCAUCCAAGAUGGCGAUCUUCUGACUCUGAAUCUCUCCCGAAUUGGUCAUACUAGCCUCUUCAACACGUCAAGCAGCAGUGAUGACUCCCUGGGGGGUCUACUGAGCAGCCUCGAAGGAGAUCUUAACAGCCUCUUGAGCGAUGUGGCCUCUGAUAUUGCCACUGCGCUGAAUCUCCCCGACUUUCUCAACGUUCAUCUCAUGGAUUACUGCGAAGGGACUUAUGAGCCCAAUGCGACGGUGAAACAUGCUAGCGAGAACAUCACUUUAUGCUCCAACCGGACGUUGGGCUACCACUUCCAACCUACCAAGAUUAUCCAAGACCAUCUUCCAAGCGGGAUCACACUGGACGAUAUCCAUUGGCCGCAGGAGGUAGAGAAGGCAGAACGGGAUGUCAAGAUCGCAAGCAUCGCCAUGAUCGUACUAUACAUCAUUGGCAUCUCAUUUGCUGCCCUUGCAAUUUUGGGAGCUCUCUGGGGAAUUGUCACCGAAGGUCGGCUGUCUGCUUUCACCAAUUUCGUCAUAGAUCUCCUUGCUUUCCUCACUAUCGGCAUAGCAUCAGCCAUUGCGACCGCAAUCAUCGUCAAGGCCGUCGACGCCGUGAACAAAUACGGGAACGAUAUCGGGAUCGCGGCAUUCAAAGGAAGAAAGUUUCUGGGAAUGACCUGGGCGGCCACUGCAGUCAUGCUGUUGGCGUGUGUCUUGUCCAUUGCUCAGUGUUGCGUAGGGAGGUCAAGAAAACAGCGAUCUGGCAGGAAAGAAGUAUACUGAAAGUUUCGUGAAGGGAACUGCGGUUAUGAUGCACACGAAACGAUGUGUGUUUUUCUCCAUGUUGUAAGAUAUUUGCGUGGUUGUUUGAGCGUUUGAGCGUUUGAGCGCAGCUUCAUGUUUUUGCCUCAUAUAGACCAACAUCUAAUGCAACAACAAUACACCCUGAUCUUUGGUGCGAC